This is a messenger RNA of Penicillium verrucosum, 1893 nucleotides long. RefSeq names its product chaperonin-containing T-complex subunit CCT8. The transcript is spliced from 3 exons. Lineage: Eukaryota; Fungi; Ascomycota; Eurotiomycetes; Eurotiales; Aspergillaceae. Gene Ontology annotation, molecular function: ATP binding; ATP-dependent protein folding chaperone; ATP hydrolysis activity. The record is from RefSeq and is a predicted model, not a curated record. Gene Ontology annotation, cellular component: chaperonin-containing T-complex. Gene Ontology annotation, biological process: protein folding. Bases 1 to 1893 code for a protein of 630 amino acids.
AUGUUGUAUAGUCAGAAUGCCAAGCACCUGGACAACUGGUGGGCUCCCCCUCGUGCAAACCGAGCAAACCCACCACCGCAGCUCCAAAAAUUGCCCGGCACAACAGCUCCAUCCACUCCUUCACAUUUAACCCUUUUGAUAUCCCAGUCGCAUCUCAUUCGGACGCGACCUAAUAUCAUGUCACUAUCAAUUCCCGGUCCCUCCCAGGCGGGGCUCUUCAAGCCCGGGUACCAGAGCCACGAUGCCGAAGAUGGAGCCGUUAUCCGUAACAUCGAAGCCUGCCAGGCUAUCUCAGGAACCGUCCAGACUUCCCUGGGCCCCUAUGGCCGCAACAAGAUCGUCAUCAACCACCUGCAAAAGAUGAUUCUGACCUCCGACGCGGCUACGAUUCUUCGUGAGUUGGAUGUUGUUCACCCCGCUGCUAAGCUGCUUGUGAUGGCGAGUCAGCAGCAGGAUGCGGAGAUGGGCGAUGGUACGAACUUGGUUAUUGUGUUGGCCGGUGAAUUGUUGAAGAAGGCAGAGGAGUUGAUCCGUAUGGGCCUCAAGACGAGUGAUAUUGUUUCCGGAUACGAGAAGGCUCAGAACUUUGCCUUGUCCGUUCUAGAGGAGCUCGAGGUCGACAGACUCCAGGAUAUGCAAUCGGCAACAGAAUUGAGCAAGGCUCUCCGCACAGUGGUGGCCUCUAAGCAGUCCGGCACGGAGGAUACUUUGGCUGCGUUGGUUGCGGAGGCGGUUCUGGCUGUGUUGCCCAAGAACCCCCUUAACUUCAACGUUGACAACGUGCGCGUCGUUAAGAUUAUGGGUGGUAGCUUGGAACAGUCGAAGGUGGUGAAGGGUAUGGUCUUCCCCCGGGAACCCGAUGGAACUAUCAAGAAGGCCACCAAGGCCAAGGUCGGCGUUUUCAGCUGCCCCAUCGAUAUCAGUCAGACCGAGACCAAGGGCACAGUUCUCCUGAAGAAUGCCCAGGAGAUGAUGGACUUCACCACGGGUGAGGAGGAUCGUCUGGAGGUUGCCAUUAAGGAACUCUACGACUCCGGCCUCCGUGUGGUCGUUGCCGGCUCCACUGUUGGCGACUUGGCCAUGCACUACCUCAACCGUUUCAACAUCCUUGUUAUUAAGAUUCUGUCCAAGUUCGAGCUCCGCCGCUUAUGCCGCGUUGUCGGUGCCACGCCUCUGGCUCGCCUGGGUGCCCCCAUGCCCGACGAGAUGGGCCAGAUCGACAUUGUCGAGACCACCGAGAUUGGCGGUGACCGAGUGACCGUCUUCCGCCAGGAGGAUGUCAACGCCAUCACCCGCACAGCAACCAUUGUCCUGCGCGGUGCCACCCAGAACCACCUCGAGGAUGUCGAGCGUGCCAUCGACGACGGCGUCAACGUCGUUAAGGCCAUCACCAAGGACCCUCGUCUCGUGCCCGGUGCCGGUGCUACUGAGAUCGAGCUCAUCGAGCGCAUCUCCAACUUCGCCGACCGAACCCCCGGUCUGCCCCAGUACGCCAUCCGCAAGUUCGCCGAGGCCUUCGAGGUCGUCCCCCGCACACUCGCCGAGUCUGCCGGUCUCGAUGCCACCGAGGUUCUCUCGCGUCUGUACACCGCACACCACCGCACCACUGCUCCUGGCGAGUCAUCUGCCGAGGAGGAUGAGGAAGAAGGCAGCUCGUCUGAAGAUGAGGAACCAUACUGGACUACAGGUGUGGACCUUGAGAUUGGUGACUCCGACGGCACUUUGGACACUGUCGAGGAGGGUAUUCUGGAUCUUAUGGCUACAAAGAUGUCUGCGAUCCGUCUGGCCAGUGAGUCUGCCCGGACGGUGCUGAGCGUCGACCAGAUCAUUGUCUCGAGACAGGCAGGUGGCCCUAAGCCUCCGCAGGGUGGAGGUGAUUGGGACCAGGACUAA